CAACAGCAGCAAACAGUUAGUCAGACACCUCGGUAGCUUGCUAGACAACAGAGACGAAACAAUAAAGCUCUUUAGACGCUUUCAUAUAGCCACUGUGUUUUAUACCCACUUCUGUCGUCUAGUCCGUUAUCCCAUUUAUUUUAAAUGUUUACGUUGUUAUUAGUCAGCUAGCUGGCUGGUUAAGUUAGCGUUAGUAGUUAGCGUUAGCCUAGCUAGCUAACAUCUCCGACCAUGAGUUCACUAAACUACUCUCGUCUUGCUAAAGACUGGACGGAGGAAGAAGCUUCCCCUCCAGCUACAGAAGAGGAGGUCUGCUGGACGGAGAAAGAAGCUCUCGUUAAAGAGGAGAAGGUUGUUACAAUACAAAAACAAGUAGAUGAUGAGGCUGUUACAGUGAAAGAAGAAGAGAAAGACGUUUCAGUGAAAGAGGAAGAUACGUUCAGAGUGAAAGAGGAGGAGGAUGUUACAGUAAAAGAAGAGGAGGAAGACGCGUUCAGAGUGAAAGAAGAGGAAGAUACGUUCAGAGUGAAAGAGGAGGAGGAUGUUACAGUAAAAGAAGAGGAGGAUGUUACAGUAAAAGAAGAGGAGGAUGUUACAGUAAAAGAAGAGGAAGGUGCCGUUUUUGGAGUGAAAUUGGAGGAGGAGGAGAUGACUGUCACAUCGAAAAAGGAGGAAGAGGAGGAAACUGGAUAUCUUGGCCCGGCUCCCCAAAGCCAUCUUAAGGCAUCCAGUAUUGAUGAUGAAGUUAACCAUAAGGUGCUUUUGAAUAAACGGGUCCUGAUUAACACUAGAGAGAGACGUGACUAUCGUGGAUCCUCUGGGGAGCCUCAACAACAUCAUGAAGCUGACGAGGCAGAGAAGAGUCUGUCUACAUCAGAAAACCUCAAGAAACACCAGCGGAAACACACAGGGAAGAAAUCUCACCACUGCUCUGACUGCGGGAGGAGUUACUCAAGAUUAGAUUCACUAAAAGUACACCAGAGAAUUCACACAGGCGAUACAGCUCACUGCUCUGACUGUGGGAAGAAAUUCACCUCUUCAGCAGACCUAAAAAGACAUGAGAGAAUCCAUACAGGAGAGAAACCUUAUAGCUGUGAUCAAUGUGGGAAGAGAUUUACGCACUCAAGCUGCCUAAAGGUACACCAGAGAACACACACAGGAGAGAAACCUUAUAGCUGUGAUCAAUGUGAGAAGAGAUUUGUUACAUCUAGCCGUCUGACUAUACACCAGAGAACACACACAGGAGAGAAACCUUAUAGCUGUGAGCAAUGUGGGAAACGUUUUAAUGUUCGAAGCGGCCUGAAAACACACCAGACAACACACACAGGGGAGAAAUCUUUUAGUUGCUCUGACUGCGGGAAGACCUUUUCAAAAUUAUAUACAUUAAAAUUACACCGGACAAUUCACACUGGGGAGAAACUUUAUAGCUGUAAUCAAUGUAGGAAGAGUUUUAAUCACUCAAGCUUGCUGAAGGUACAUCAGAGAACACACACAGGAGAGAAAUCUUUUAUAGCUGUGAUCAAUGUGGGAAGAGAUGUGUUACAUCUAGCAGUCUGACUAUACACCAGCAGACACAGGAGGCAUAUCAUACAGCAGUGAUCAGUGUGGGAAAAUGCUUACAUCUAGCAGUCUGACUAUACACCAGAGAACACACACAGGAGGCAUAUCAUACAGCUGUGAUCAAUGUGGGAAAAUGCUUACAUCUAGCCAUCGGAAUAUUCACCAGCAGACACAGGAGAGAACCGUUGUAGCUGUAAUCAAUGUGGGAAGAGUUUUACUCAGCCAAACGUCCUGCUAUCACACCAGAGAACACAGGAGAGACACCUCGUAGCUGUGAUCGAUGUGGAAAGAGUUUUACUCAGCCAAACGUCCUGCUAUCACACCAGAGAACACAGGAGAGACACAUCCUAGCUGUGAUCGAUGUGGAAAGAGUUUUACUCAGCCAAACAUCCUGCUAUCACACCAGAGAACACAGGAGAGACACCUCGUAGCUGUGAUCGAUGUGGAAAGAGUUUUACUCAGCCAAACAUCCUGCUAUCACACCAGAGAACACAGGAGAGACACCUCGUAGCUGUGAUCGAUGUGGAAAGAGAGACGCUGGUAAAGUAUCUCUGAUUAAACAUCAGAGAAAAUACAUACAUGAAGGAGUUGUUUCAUGACAUCAAUACGAUGAUGUCACAAUGUAGAAUGUUUUAACAUUGUAGUAGGAGUGUUCUAAUGAUGUCACAAUGUAGAAUGUUGUAACAUUGUAGUAGGAGUGUUCUAAUGAUGUCACAAUGUAGAAUGUUGUAACAUUGUAGUAGGAGUAUUUUAAUGAUGUCAUAAUGUAGAACCCUAAACGUUUGUCUCCUGUUCUAUUGAUUUCAACUUGAUAUCGAAAUGAGUGAUGACAAAAAUGUGUUGCGUUUCUCUUAGUUUUAGCGACCCCUAAAUUUACAUAUUCUAAAUUUUAAUGCAUCCCUCCAAAAUGUAGCUGACUGUCUUCUGCAGGUUGUCCUCUAACCAGUGAGGUAAAAGAUAUCUCCCAUUUCCAUGUUUUGUUUAAUAGUUGUGUUAGUUUUAACAGCACAUACAACCUGAUUUCCCCCCUAAUCGAUAUCAGUGAUUUAUUGUUGUUGUUUUUGGUGUAAUCAUGUAACAUUUAGUAAUCAUAAUUAUUUAUGCAACCAACUGACAUUUUUUUUUGUUUACUAACAAUGUAGUAAGUAAAACUAGCUUAUAUUUCUGGUUGGAUAUUACAUCCUAUUCUUGCCAUUUUAGUCAAUGUCAUUUCCUUAGAAUGAUCAUUAGUCUUUCAGUUUUUAUUGUCAUUCCUAAUGUUUGUUGUGGUGUAAAUAUUUAGUGUAGUUUUUAUUUGUUUGUUUUUUCCUGUGAAGCGCAUUUCGUUGCGUCCAUGUCUGAAAUGUGCUGUAUAAAUAAAGCUUGAUUUGAA
Oncorhynchus nerka (sockeye salmon) is the source of this 2932-nucleotide messenger RNA. RefSeq names its product zinc finger protein OZF-like. Gene Ontology annotation, molecular function: DNA-binding transcription factor activity; RNA polymerase II cis-regulatory region sequence-specific DNA binding. The record is from RefSeq and is a predicted model, not a curated record. The transcript is spliced from 2 exons. NCBI's taxonomy places the organism in Eukaryota, Metazoa, Chordata, Actinopteri, Salmoniformes, Salmonidae. Bases 232 to 1557 code for a protein of 441 amino acids. Gene Ontology annotation, biological process: regulation of transcription by RNA polymerase II.